UACUCUCAACAAACCAUUUUUAAGCAGGAAAAAUAUGAGAAGGCUAUGGCUUCGCUUGAUCAAAUGGAGAAGAGGGUUGUAAUGGCAGAAUCAAUGUUGGAGGCUACAAUCCAAUAUCAACAUGGCCAAGUUAAAGCACUAGCCUCCCCCGGGUCUGUGCGUCCAGAUUCUCCAACUGCAGUGCCCACUAGAAGGAUAGGUCUACUCUCAUUUGGAAUGGGCUGGCGUGACAGGAACAAGGCAAAAGCGACUGAUGCUGAGGAUCCCAAAAAAGCGACUAACGUUGAGGAUCCCAGUCAAAGCAAAUCUACCAGUGAGGAACUCUCUUCGAGCACUAAGCCAGUUGACACCAAUGGCCUCCAAGAGCAGGAAAAGUAACGGUAGUUGGCAGUGUUUUACUUAGAAAAUUGACCUUGCUGCUUCAAGUACUAGACUCCUUACACCUUGUACAUGUUCCAGUAAAUAGCCACGUAGUGUUCUUUUGUGCUUGUACCCUUGAAGUUUUGGGUAUGGGAGUAAUUUAAUUGUACAAACAUCGAUUUGAUGAGCCAUAGAGACCUUUUAUUCCCCUCUAUACUCUGUAAAACAUACAUCUAUUUAUUGUUUUUUUGUUCAUUAAUUUAUGUUAGUUAGAACUUUGUUUUACAUUUCAAGUCAAUAAGAUUCAUUGUUAUCAUUACUAGAU
Messenger RNA from Camellia sinensis, 685 nucleotides. The record is from RefSeq and is a predicted model, not a curated record. NCBI's taxonomy places the organism in Eukaryota, Viridiplantae, Streptophyta, Magnoliopsida, Ericales, Theaceae.